This is a messenger RNA of Stegastes partitus (bicolor damselfish), 1135 nucleotides long. It is a transcript of the gene dpm1, whose product is annotated as dolichyl-phosphate mannosyltransferase subunit 1, catalytic. The record is from RefSeq and is a predicted model, not a curated record. NCBI's taxonomy places the organism in Eukaryota, Metazoa, Chordata, Actinopteri, Pomacentridae. Gene Ontology annotation, cellular component: endoplasmic reticulum membrane. The transcript is spliced from 9 exons. Gene Ontology annotation, molecular function: dolichyl-phosphate beta-D-mannosyltransferase activity. Gene Ontology annotation, biological process: protein O-linked glycosylation via mannose; dolichol-linked oligosaccharide biosynthetic process; GPI anchor biosynthetic process. Bases 46 to 795 code for a protein of 249 amino acids.
CAUUUGUAACUUGACGCGGUGUGUUUCCGGCAGAUUCACGUCGCCAUGGCGAGCAGAAAAGCUCCGAAAAACCGGGACAGCGGCAACAAAUAUUCGGUGCUGUUACCGACCUACAACGAACGGGAGAACCUGCCGCUGAUAGUCUGGCUGCUGGUGAAGUAUUUCGGGGAAAGCGGAUAUAACUACGAGAUAAUCGUCAUCGACGACGGAAGCCCAGAUGGGACACUGGAGGUGGCGGAGCAGUUACAGAAGAUUUACGGGGAGGACAAGAUAGUUCUGAGACCGAGGGCCAAAAAGCUAGGCCUGGGCACCGCCUACAUCCACGGCAUGAAACACGCCACCGGAAACUUCGUCAUCAUCAUGGACGCCGAUCUGUCCCAUCAUCCCAAGUUUAUUCCAGAAUUUAUUGAAAAGCAGAAGGAAGGCGACUACGACCUGGUGUCCGGGACUCGCUACAGAGGAAACGGAGGCGUUUACGGCUGGGACCUGCGCAGGAAGCUCAUCAGUCGGGGGGCAAACUUUCUGGCUCAAGUGUUGCUGAGACCCGGAGCUUCAGACCUGACAGGCAGCUUCAGGUUGUACAAGAAGAAGGUUCUGGAGAGUCUGGUCGGGCGCUGCGUCUCCAAAGGAUACGUCUUCCAGAUGGAGAUGAUCGUCAGAGCCAGACAGCUCAACUACACCAUCGGAGAGGUACCUAUUUCCUUCGUGGAUCGCGUCUACGGAGAGUCCAAACUGGGCGGCAACGAGAUCGUGUCAUACGCCAAGGGACUCCUCACACUGUUCGCCACCACGUGAUGCGUCGGGGCGUCUCCCAGUCUCGUAGGAUUUCUCUCAUUCUUAAAAGUCACUGUGUUUUUAAUACAGUAGUUACACGAGGAGGGGAAAUGAAAGCUUCCCCCGAGACAGCGACGCGACGGCAGACGGCGAGGGAGGCGUCUCUCCUCGUCGGCAGUAAAUGUAAAAUAAUUCCUCGUCGGUAGCUGUUCAGAAAACCGAAGGAACACAGAGCCUCACAUUCCCAUCGUCCUCGUUAAUCCCAUCUGAACAGAGCUCGUCAUUCCCGACACCACUUCACCGAGAACGUCCGACGGCUUGUGAUUGUUUGUAUAAAAUUAAACUGUUUGUAAAGCAGAAA